GCUGGGGGAGUAGUUUUGAAAUGGAAACAAGCCCCGGUUUGUCCCUUCGAGGUUUUAGUCAGUAAAUAAAUCCAUAAUGCCACUUUAAUUUUAAAUGUAUGAGAAUAAACACUGCGGCAGCCUUCGUAAGCGAUGAGGCAGAACGUUAAACAACUAAUUCAUCAAACAUGGGGUGACGAUAGGCUGAAAAAGCCUCGUUUUGUGAGGAAAAAUACGCUGUGAUGGACGACUCGGACCAGGAUUUUGAAGAUCUCAGCCCGAAGGUGCUAAGACGUGUCCGCAAGAAACCAGGUGAACCCAGACAAGCGAGGAAAGCAGGGAGGCAGACCUCCAGUCAAGCAGGUGAAGAGGAUAAGAGGAGGAGAAAUAACAAAAAAGCUGUUAAGUCUGUGAAAAAGCUGUCUUGGUCCCAGCCUGCUGCUGGUUUUGGUGAUGGAGGAGAAAGGUGUUUACUCACUGAAGUGGCUGGACAUGAGUCAGGGGAUGCUGGGCAAUUUGCAGAGCCUUUAAAGGCAGCAGAGCCAAGUCCUCUAAGAGCAAAAGACAAAGUGCUUCUCAGAAUGCAACAGUUCAAGAGAGAGAGUCCACAGAAGAUGAUUCACAAAACCCACAUCCAACCAGUAAACCAUGAGAACAGCUGUGCACAGCAAAACAAUCAAGAUACUCCAGAUUCCUUCAGCUCUGCUCCUCCUCCAGAGCCUCAAGACAGUGAUGAGGCUCUGGCUCUGCAGCUGCAGCAGGAGCUGGACAGAGAAGCAGCGCAGGUCCAGAUUGUGGACUUAGCGGAUGGGGGUCUUUUCUUCUGUCAGAUCUGCCACAGAGACUUGACACACAUGACGCCAGAGGGUCGCACACAGCAUCUCAAUAGGUGUUUAGAUGAGAGUGAAAAGAGUGGUCCAGCUCCUCCUCCUCCUCCUCCACCUCCACCUUCUGGUGUUCCUGAUUGUCCCAUCUGUGGUAAGAAGUUCAAGUCCCAGAUGAGCCGCUCAGUCCACUUGAAGCGCUGUUCUUCAGAUAUGGGCAUCUCUCCAGCUGUACUUGUGCAAGCUCUGCAGAGACAGGCUGAGGAAAACCAGAGUGCUACUACUGCUAACUUACUCAUUCAGGCUGUUGGCACCAAAAGGAAAGGCCCGUCCAAGCCAGGCCUCCCAGCAAGGAAGAAGUCCAGGAAGAAGCCUGAACCCUUGGAUGAAGAGACCAUGGUGGCUCUGGCUCUGUCCUCCUCCCUGCUGGAACAGGAGAAAGAGGCAGAGAGGCAGUAUCAAACAGAGACUGCUGCCCUUCACACGUCAGUGACUCAAGAGCUGAAGUGGAGGCCAGACGCAGGUAAAGGACGUAGAAAAGGGAAAAAAGGAGUCGUCGCUCGCCCUCCUCCAUUACUUCUCAUUCAGGGUGCUGAGGGGGCACUGAGGAGGUUGCAGGAGCGCGUUUCUGCUCUUCUCCUACGCAACCCACCCAACUUUCCCCCCACCCCGCCCCACAGCCCCAGCACUCUGCCUGGCUGGAGUGGUGCUGCCCCCCUCUGGGAGAAAAGUCGACUGCUUGACGGAGAUUCCGCCUGUCAGUCUGAUUUCUACGUUCCGGAGCUCCGGGAAUUCUUCACGCCCUGUGAAUCAGCAAUGACUAAUGCAGCCUCAGUAGGCUCCAGCGACAAGCCUGAGUCUUCUAUCCAACCUGUGGGCGAAGGAACCCCCGUCACUGGAUCCAGGGCCUCCAUCCUACCAUCCUCUGCCAAGACGACUCCCUGCUCUCCAGCUGCCUCCACGCCCGGCACAGGGCAGCUCUCAGUGAGCAGUCAGGCUCUGCGAGACCUGAUGGACCUGGCUGAAGAUGGCAUGACACUCACACAGUAUGGAUACACAGCCAAAGACAAUGCCAAUGAGAGCGGCUUCAUCCAGGAGGAAUCAGAGGAGCAGGGUGACCUCUGUGCCAGCGGUUUCCUGCCAGAAAGUGCCCACACGCAUGCAGAGGAAAGUCACAGCCAAACGAUGACAGCGGCUGAUCAGUCAAAAGGCAGCCACCAAUCAGUGGCGCUAUCCAGGCUGGCGUCAGACCUGACCAGCAUGGUCAACAACCCUCAGCUCAGUGAUGUCCAGCUCCAGGUGGACAGUGGAGAGGUCUUCUUUGCACAUUCCUUCAUGAUGUACGCUCGCUGCCCUCUGCUGGCAGAAAUGGUUCAUGAAAGUGGUUUUGGGGUGCAGGAGGAAGGCAUGCCUUCUGCUCAGAGGGUGAUGAUCAGUGAUGUCCCGGCCCAGGCAGUGUUCACUCUGCUGCAGUUUCUCUACACAGCCCACUGCUCCAUCCCCGCAUUGCUGCAGCCUCAUUUGCUGGAGCUGGCAGAAAGGUUUGGCCUGCAGGAGCUACAACAGAUUUGUCAGCUCCAGCUAGAGGAGUCAGCGGCUCUGGGAGGCGAAGGCGACUAUGUAAACCGGGAGGAGAACAUCGGCGACCAAACAGACCAGGCCUUCGUGGAGCUCCUCCGCUCCAUGUGGAACGAAGAUGAUGUUGAUGAUGAUGAUGAUGGGGCAGAUUCACACAGAGGAAGAAAUGAAGGGUUGGAAGAGGAUCAUCAAGCUGAUGAGGUCACAUCAGGCGAUAGAGAGAUUCGUGAGGAGCAGGUGAAUGAGGAAGAGUUGGAGGAGAUCUAUGAGUUUGCAUUCACGCAGAGAAAGAAGGAGAAGGACUCAGAGGAGGAGGAAGAGGGAGUAGAUGAGGAGGAAGAUGGAGAAGCAGCGUUCACAAAACUGACAGAAAUGAAAAGAUGCUUAAGUGACAAAAAACUGCAACCUAACUUUCAGCAUGAGCCCGACCCCAGCCUGGAUCGCAGCUACAGCCGUCUCUUUUCAGACUCAUGGGGGGUGUAUGAGGAAGCAGAGCCUUCCUCCUUAGCCUCUACCUCUGGCCUGCCAAAGAUGCACCCUUCUCAGCAGUCCUCUCAUAAACCAUCAUACAAACGUUCGGGAAGAGCCUUGCUUCAGUCCUCAGCAAGUGUAGUCAGUGACCCUUCCAUCAGCCCUUCACCUGGUACAUCCAACCUGCCGGUCCCAGGUCUGUCCCCUGGUCAAGUAGGUGACUUAGGAGGCAGUGGAGACAAUGGGAAAGUUGCUGUUGAAUUGGAAAUGCCUCUAGCUUUGAAGCGAGAAAGCCAAGGUCCUCAUAGUAUUUGUGGCCGUCAUUCUCCUGAUUCUCCUCAGAAAAAAGAGGAACCUGAGCUCAUAGUUUUGUCAGACUCCAGCGAGGAGAUUGAGGCCGAUGUUGCUAUUCUAAAUUCCUGCACCCCUUUACCACUUUCUCCCAGCUAUACAGAGAUCAAAUCCAGUCACAACCCAAUACCUAAUGAACCAGCUCUGAAGAAUAAAGAGGCCAGUAGUAUGGAGUUAAGUGCUGGUGAUCCACUAGACUGUUCUCCAGAAGUUUCCUGGCUGAUCCCAUCCACACCUGUUCGACCUGGCAGCAGCACCAGGAGCAGCUCCACUCAGACCAGAAGUAGCAUGCGCAGGACAAAGCUGUUCCAUAGAGGUGAAACAUCCCCACCAUCACCCUUUUUUUCUCCUCUCGCUUUUAAGAGCACCCUUCACCCCUCCAGCAGUCAGAUCAAGGAUUCUUCCCACACUGAACAAAGAAAGGGCAGCAUCUCCAGGCUGAAGAUGGACAGGAACUUCAGCUUUUCUCCAAAAAGUGACAAAAGUGAUGGUUCAAGUAAGGAAGGAGAAGGGUUUAAAGUUCCCCCAUCUCAACCUAAACUGUCAAAUCUCUCAAGCUCGACUCAACUCGAUUCCCUCCAAGCUUCUUCAAAGCAUGAUACCCCUCUCAAACUGCAGCCCCAACCUUAUAGCAGCACUCCCUUACAAACGGUGCUCCACCAGGCCCCUGUGCUUCUCGCUUCUUCCCUGCUUCACACUGACCCCAAUAAGCAGAAGCCAACAAAUCAGAGAAGGGAGAGGGCACCAUUGGAUAGCCCAGAGAAGUCAGAGCUCGGGAGCUUUCAUCUCUCCCCUUUGUCUGACCCUUCAGGCCCGCGCUCUUUGUCUUCUCAUGGUCUUCAAAGUUCACAGAGACACAGCAUGUUCUCUAAUCAAAGUCAACGUUCUCUUAAGUCCAGCAUUAGUAAGUCCAGAAAUGAGAAAGAAGGAAGAGAGCUGGAUUCUGAUAAUAAAGAAAUGUUCAAUGAGGGACUGUCAGAAGAAGCAAAAGGGGAAUCCAGAGAGGCAGAUGUUGAAGAAUCUAGUAUUCAGCAGAGUUUCAUGGCUAUGGAUGAGCCUCCCCUAGCUUUCAGUGACUCAUGGGGUCUCGAUGCCUGUGCAGACGCUGAUCCAGGCUGCUUCAGUCUGAGACUGGAGGACAGUGAACAACGAGAAUCAAACCAGUCAUUGACCAAUCAACCUGAAUCAUCCAGACAGAGUGUCCGGUCUUUGAACAGUCGUGGUGGUGUGACUACCCCUUCCCCACCUAAAUGUCUUCAGGCACAUGAAAGUCCCUCUAUCACUGCGCCACUACCUAAACCCAAAUUGCUGAACACACCAGAGAUUGACAACGGCCUCCUGGACUCCAAAAUAUGGGACAGCUGGCAAGAAGAAGGAGAAGAGGAACAUCUUCCGCUCUCUCAGAGGGUGAACCCCUCAAAUCAGCUUAAGACGCCGGUUUUGUCCCACAAUAAAAGGCAGCACACCUUGGUACCCAUCACUCCCAUGCCCCACUACUCUGACAUGGACACGCCUGAGCUUAAGAACAAGCUCAACAGGUUUGGUGUUCGGCCUCUACCAAAGCGUCAGAUGGUCCUAAAGCUGAAGGAGAUCCACCAUUACACACACCAGCUGGUCAGCUCAGACACUGAGGAUGAGGCCCCAUUCACAGGAGGCACAGCUCAGAUGAAGGCCCCUGCCAGCAGGCCUGUAUCCUGCGCCCAGACUGUGAGGUUUAGAGAACCCAGAGCACCUACUGAUGUGUCCCCUGUGAAGCACAACAGAGAUGAGGAGGCAGAGCCGCUGUCUAACUCACAGGACUCCAACACCUCCUCAACUGCUGCCAGUGAAGAAUCUGAAAGGUCCAAUCCAGAAUUAUGCAUCUUGUCUGAUGGCGACUCUGACAGUGAUGGCGGCAUCUCGGCCUCUCAAGCAGCAUCCCGGCUCCAGGAUCGACUCCGGGCUGUGCGUUCCUUCAUCUUGUCUGACUCCAAGCUGUACAGUCAGAUUCUCCAGUACAAGCCUCUUGUUCUGUCUCAGCUUCAGGAGCAACUCAAGGCAGCUGGGAUACGCCUAGGUGCCGCCAAGCUAGCAGACUACCUGGACUCUCAGUGCAUCACCUUCACCACAGCCAAGCCUGGCCACUCCGCACCGAGCCGCAGGCGGGUCAAAAGGACAGGCAAGGGGGGCAAAAGCAGGUGAUAGGGGAGCAAGCCAGGAAAAGGCAUUACAGUCACACUUUUAAACUGGCUGCAAGAAUGGUUUUUAAUGUACAAACUGAAAGAUGGCAGAUUUUAUUUCCGUGCUUGGAACAUUUGUCUGAAAACUGCCGCAAGAAAAUAUAAAUUACGAAGAGUUAUAGACUUUAUUUCCAUGCAACCAAAAUCCUCAGUAAAAACAGGUUUAAAAGGAUGUAAAUAUUAACACGGCUUCUUUGGGAGUGGUUGUAUUUUAAGUGUUUUUUUUUUCUAGAUGUUGCAAUUAUUAAGAAAAUAAAUCAGAUGAAUGAUG
Molecule: messenger RNA, 5693 nt
Organism: Archocentrus centrarchus (flier cichlid)
Lineage: Eukaryota; Metazoa; Chordata; Actinopteri; Cichliformes; Cichlidae
Gene: slx4
Product: SLX4 structure-specific endonuclease subunit homolog (S. cerevisiae)
Exons: 14
Coding region: 222-5384 (1720 amino acids)
Biological process (GO): resolution of meiotic recombination intermediates; DNA replication; DNA repair
Cellular component (GO): nucleus; Slx1-Slx4 complex
Molecular function (GO): protein binding
Source: RefSeq, a predicted model, not a curated record